GGGUCUUUCAUUGCAAAUUGAGGAACCCAAUGCCCUUCAUCUGUCCAAGUAUAAAAAAGAGUAGACGCCGACGAUGUGCCGACAGACAGGGAGGCCGUGUCGCAAGAAGUCUGAUCAAUCUCGCUUUCAUCGGAGAAAGGCUUGAAGAUGUCGACUGUGAUCGUUCCUCCGACCGUCCCCUCCCCAUCCGAAGAUUGCGAGCAACUUAGAGUUGCUUUUGCCGGUUGGGGAACAAACGAGAAGUUGAUUAUUUCCAUAAUUGGGCACAGAAAUGCAGCCCAACUCAAAUUAAUUAGGAAUACCUAUUCUGAACUUUAUGGAGAAAGUCUCCUGAAGGAUCUAAAGGAGGAGCUCUCAAAUGACUUUGAGAGUGCUGUGCUUCUGUGGACCUUGGACCCAGCUGAACGUGAUGCAUUGUUGGCCAAUCAAACUAUUAGGAGGUGGGAUCCUAAAAACCUUGUCCUCAUAGAGAUAGCAUGUGCAAGGUCUCCAAAGGAACUACUGCUUGUUAGAGAGGCAUAUCAUGCUCGCUUUAAGAGAUCAAUUGAAGAGGAUGUUGCACCACACGUAGAUAGCGGCUACCGUAAGCUUUUGGUGGGUCUAGUUAGUUCAUAUCGCUAUCCUGGAGUGGAGGUUGAUAGUGAUCUUGCAAAGAAAGAGGCAGAGAUACUGCAUGACAAGAUAAAUGGCAAUGCUGUGAAUCAUGAAGAUGUAAUCAGGAUCUUGACUACCCGUAGCAAAGCACAGUUGAGUGCAACAUUUAGCCAUUACAAGGACUCUUUUGGGAACCCUAUAGACGAGGAUCUUAAGGUUGAUUCCAAAGAUGAGUAUGUAUGUGCACUGAAAGCAGCGAUACAAUGCUUAGUAUUUCCAGAGAAAUAUUUUGUGGACGUUCUCAGCAAGGCAAUCAACAGACUUGGAACUGAUGAAGGAGCAUUAACCAGGGUGGUGGUUACACGAGCUGAAGUUGAUAUGAAGCAGAUCAAGGAGGAAUACCUCAAAGUGAAUGGUGUCGGGUUGGACAAAGCCAUUGUGGAUGAUACCUCAGGUGACUACCGGGAGUUGCUUCUCACCUUGAUAGGCCAUGGAGAUGCCUGAUGCCUUCCAUUGUCCAAUAUUGGACAAAGCCAUUGUGGAUGAUACCUCAGGUGACUACCGGGAGUUGCUUCUCACCUUGAUAGGCCAUGGAGAUGCCUGAUGCCUUCCAUUGUCCAAUAAUGUUAGUUUGAGCCUGCGAAGCAGCAAACCGUGUUUGUACUGUGGUUUGACAGUUUUCUUGCAUGUGGGGAAAUUUUGCAUAAAACCGGACUUCUAUCACAUAUUUCUUUGACGGUUUCUGUUAAGUGGUAAGCGAUGACUUUUCUUUAA
This is a messenger RNA of Nymphaea colorata (pocket water lily), 1368 nucleotides long. RefSeq names its product annexin Gh1-like. The record is from RefSeq and is a predicted model, not a curated record. The transcript is spliced from 5 exons. Gene Ontology annotation, molecular function: calcium ion binding; calcium-dependent phospholipid binding. NCBI's taxonomy places the organism in Eukaryota, Viridiplantae, Streptophyta, Magnoliopsida, Nymphaeales, Nymphaeaceae. Gene Ontology annotation, cellular component: cytoplasm. Bases 148 to 1098 code for a protein of 316 amino acids.